Stereum hirsutum FP-91666 SS1 is the source of this 2201-nucleotide messenger RNA. RefSeq names its product alpha-1,6-mannosyltransferase subunit. Gene Ontology annotation, molecular function: alpha-1,6-mannosyltransferase activity. Lineage: Eukaryota; Fungi; Basidiomycota; Agaricomycetes; Russulales; Stereaceae. Gene Ontology annotation, biological process: protein N-linked glycosylation. The transcript has 8 exons. Gene Ontology annotation, cellular component: endoplasmic reticulum membrane. The coding region runs from base 92 to 1699 and encodes 535 amino acids. The record is from RefSeq and is a predicted model, not a curated record.
CUUUCUCUCAUCCAUAUCCCUUAGGACUAAGAUCAAUUUUUGGUCAUUAACUCGAAACAAAGAUACAGAGACGGGCUGUCAAUACAGAGCUAUGAGCUCUCUACUUGAUGGUUUAAUCCUCGCCACAGCUUCCGUCCACGUCUUUCUCGCCCCGUACACCAAAGUAGAAGAGUCAUUCAACUUGCAUGCUACCCAUGAUGUUCUCAUGUAUGGGGUGGGGCCCUCUGCACUACCAAAUUAUGACCACUUCGUCUUCAGCGGAGCAGUACCCCGGUCAUUCAUAGGCAGUGUACUCCUAGCAUGGAUAUCCACUCCAGUACUCUAUGCUGCAGACCACUUUAACCUGCUACACUCUAAGUUUGACCUCCAGCUCAUCGUUCGUCUCGUCCUAACGACAUUCAAUGCCAUCGUUAUUUGCCUCAUUCGACGAGCGGUCUCUCGUCGCUUUGGUCGUGGAACCUCCGCUAUGUUUGCCAUACUUUCAUGCACCCAAUUCCAUCUCCCUUUUUGGAUGGGUAGAACCCUACCGAACAUGUUCGCACUCAUUCCCGUGAAUGUCUCGUCCUACCUCCUCCUCAACUUGGAACCUAACGCCCUGCGGCCUUCUACCCUCAACGUCCGAAGAGCUAUCUCACUCUUGACAUUUACGGCCGUAGUCUUUAGAUCCGAGGUCGCUCUCCUCUUAGCAGCGAUCUGUCUUCAGUCUCUAUUGACUGGCAGCAUCACUUUCGGAUCUCUCGUUAAAACAGGACUGGUGGCUGGUUUGAGCUCUAUAGGUUUGACUGUCUUGGUAGACUCUUACUUCUGGUCACAAUGGCCGCUGUGGCCAGAGCUCUACGGCCUUUACUUCAACGUAUAUCAAGGCAAAUCAGCUGAAUGGGGUGUCUCGCCACCACACACCUAUUUCACCUCGCACCUCCCAAAACUCUUGCUUUCAUCUCUACCUCUCGCAUUCCUCUCGCUUGUCCUGCCUUCGUCGCCCCGAAAUCGAACCUGGACAACGUUUCUUCCACACAUACUCUUCGUUCUCGGGCUGUCUGCCUUGGGCCACAAGGAGUGGAGAUUUGUCGUAUACGUGGUCCCGAUGUUCAACGUUGCUGCCGCUAGAAGCGCGCAUUGGUUGACCACCCGCCGCGUCUCGACGAUCUUCGGCCGCAUCUGCCGCCUCAUCUUCUUCGGACUCCUAGCGGGCAAUAUCGCCGCAACGUACAUCCUUACGCGCUCAAGCAUGGUCAACUAUCCCGGUGGCGUCGCUCUCGCCACUUUCAACGACCAGUACGCCAACCAGACGAACGUACAUGUUCACAUCUCCAACCUCGCCGCCCAAACGGGCGCCUCCCUCUUUCUCCAGACUCGCGCUCCUCCAUACCCUACAUUCUUCCCCAGCCUCCACCCAGCCUCCACAUCCACGAGCUGGACCUACUCAAAAACCGAAAAUCUCACACUCGGCUCGCUCACCGCCGACCGGCGCAUCACGCACCUCAUCGCGGAAUCUCCUGAAGCUAAGGUAGCAAAGGGAUGGAAAGUGACCGGUGCGUUGUAUGGGUUCAAGGGGUGGAAGGUCGACAGGGCAUUGGUGGGCGAUUUAAAGAGCGGGAGAGUGUUGGAGCGUGGGGUGGGGAGUGUUUGGGAGAGGUUGGUGGGGGCGUUGAGUAUGGAGGAAGAGGAGAUGUUGUGGAUUUUGGAGAGGGCAACGUGAGAUUGUAAGGCCCAGAGCUGAGAUGGGUCAUAAGCGUUGGGCUAACUUACAAGUGACACACAUGUGUCCCCGACACUGCUUUCGAAUGGUAGGAUUUCGUGUCACUAGGAUCCGUGCAUUGGGUUUAGUAAGUUUUGAUUCCGAGAACAGUACCGUAGAAGUGCGAUGAGCGGAGUAGAAUCCAUCGAGAUACACAAAAAAGAACUAUGCUAUGUCGAGUAUGUCAUGCAUGAGAAACCAGAAAGCGAAAACAGAAUAAAGAUACAGGAAAUUACAGGCGAGAUACGGAGCCUACAUGCAGGAAACUAGAGAAGGAUGAAAGCGAGAGCACGGAGGUAUGGGCUCCUGUGCGGUGAGAUACAUGACAUGCAGAGAAGAAAAAAACUAGAACAAGCUAAAAGCGGGAGCACGGAGAAUAUUGGAUCCUGUGCGGUGAGAUACAUGGCACACAGACGGAAAUGAAAGAGAGAGAGAGAGCGAGAGAGAGAGAGAAAGAAGAAAG